CAAGAGAAGGGGGAGCAGCUCGGAGAAGGAAAGGUGUUCCUUUCCUGUUUUGCCGAUGCCACGUGGGCUUCUGAGCAUGAGGAUUCAUCAUCAGUUGGUGGAUACAUCUGCAUGGUGGGAGGUGGGCCUGUAAGUUGGAGGUCCAAGAAGCAGUCUGAAACGGCACUAUCUUCAGUGGAAUCUGAGUACAUGGCAAUGUUUCAUGCGGCAAAAGAAAUCAUUUGGCUAAGGAGGCUCUUGAAGGAGAUCGGCCAUGAACAGACUUGUGCGACACCUCUGUUCAGUGACAGCAAGGGAGCCAUUGCCAUGGCACGCAAUGCAGUUCUUCAUGGGUUGAACAAGCACAUGAGGAUCAACUGGCAUUGGCUGCGGAAGGAGGUGAAGCUUGGGACACUGGAUCCGAUCUACGUGAAAACUCAGCAACAGCCAGCCGACUUCCUUACCAAGCGGCUAGCUGAAGAGCCACACUGGCGCUGUGUGAGGAUGGCGGGAAUGUCCUUGAACUAGAGACGGCGAAACAAGCCGACAGUCUGAGGGGG
This is a messenger RNA of Closterium sp. NIES-67, 539 nucleotides long. The record is from the annotation of a GenBank genome assembly. NCBI's taxonomy places the organism in Eukaryota, Viridiplantae, Streptophyta, Zygnematophyceae, Desmidiales, Closteriaceae.